Messenger RNA from Fusarium coffeatum, 2850 nucleotides. RefSeq lists its product as uncharacterized. The record is from RefSeq and is a predicted model, not a curated record. Lineage: Eukaryota; Fungi; Ascomycota; Sordariomycetes; Hypocreales; Nectriaceae. The transcript has a single exon. The coding region runs from base 1 to 2850 and encodes 949 amino acids.
AUGAACGACAAGAAUAACAACACCAAGACUCCAGAGUACAGCCGUGGGGCACCAACCUCUGCAACCUUCUUCGCUGCUUUCCCUUCCUCCCCCUCAGAUCUCCCUCGUCCCUCGACAAUGCCACCAAGAACAUUACGGGAUACCCCUUUCUACCGCACCGUGGACAACCCCUACAGUUUCCAUUCCUUUGAAGACAGUUCACGAGAACAGACCCCUUACUACCGCACCGCGGACAACCCCUACAGUUUCCAUUCCUUUGAAGACAGUUCACGAGAACAGACCCCUUACUACCGCACCGCGGACAACUCCUACAGUUUCCAUUCCUUUGAAGACAAUUCACGAGAACAGACCCCUUCUUACCGUACCGCAGACAACCCUUACAAUCCUUUCCGUGAGGAAGUGUCACGAGAACAAGCCCCUGUAUACAAUACCUCCUCAACUCGCGGGUCAUUUCUGGAUCUCGCAUUGAGUUCAGGUGUCCGAAUGAACGACUCGACUCUGCCUUCUUCUAUUACACCUUAUACGGAAGCAUCACGAGCCGCGCGACCGACGACACCGGCGGAGUCUAAGAAGCACAAAUCCAUGAUUGUCCACGAGGACGAGGAGCGCGCCGCAGAGCUUCGUGAACUUCGCGAUCUAUACAACCUUGAUCUUAUGUCUCGCGAAGAGCCGGAAAAGAAGCGUUCACCGAAUCUAAUGAGUACGGACGAGUCUGAUAGUGAUUACCUUUAUCCCGAUACUGAAUCGGAACCUGAAUCGGAAUUCUUCGAAGAGCAAGAAAGGAAUUCCUCUCCAAUUCCAGACUGCACGGACGACGAGUCUGAUGACGAUUAUACUGCUCCCGAUUCUGAUUCUGAUUCGGAGUCUGAGUCUGGAACCGAAGCUGAAGCUGAACCCUCCCAAGAGCAAGGAAACGAGAUGUCGCUUAGUAUAGGCCAAGAGCUUCGCUCUGUGUCUCCCCCAGGUUUUGCAUGGUUUCGCCCCCAUAUUCCAAGCUGGAACGACUUGGGUCCACGGGAUGAUGACAUGUUAUACAACGAUCUCUUCGACCUUGUUCCAGCCCCUCCCCUUUCCCCCUACAUGCCCCCGACUGCCCCUUGUACUCCUACACCCCCUCAAGAGCAAGAACAGAUCCGGUCGUCUAGUCCGAUUGACGACGACUCACUCACCACCCUCGGCAAAGCACUUGGCAAAGCAUCUCGUUCCCUCGACGUCGGCUCACUCGACACAAUGAGUCAAGCAUUUGAGAAAGCCCUCGGGAAGCAUCAGCCUGAAGAUCUCGAAGAUCUUUCUUCUGCUAAGCCUAGUCUCUCUCAAGACCUGGAAAAGAAGAUGGUUACUAGGAUUGGCGCUUAUGACUUGAACAUCGAGAAGCUUGGAAAAGAAGUUCGUGAUCACUGCGAUCGUAUUCGCGAACGUUGUGAUCGUCUCGAGAGAGAGAAGCGGGAUCGCGAUAAUGCUGGUCCUCCAACCUUUCAGGAACUGGUAGAUGCUGUGUUUCCCGGUCCAGGCAUUCCUCUUCACGAACGUGAAAAAGUUAAGCUUGAACGUUGUAGUCGUCUUGCAGAAAGGUAUCAGGAACGUUUUGGUAUCUCCGGCAAUGCUACUGCUGGACCCUCCCAGGAGCAGGAAAAGAAGACUUCUUUGAAUUCAAAGCUUGACGAAAUGAUUCGCCAGGAACGGGAGAAGCUUCACGAACUUAAGGCGGACCGGGAAGUCAAUCGUGCUCGUUGUCUUGCUGAUGUUAGUGCCUGGCUAUUUUCUCCAGGUGCUAGGCCGAGGUUGCCUAGUCCAAAGCCCAACAACGCAGUCGGUAUGUCGUUAAAAGAAGCUGGCAGGGAAAUUGAUGCCCUUCUUACUGAGCAUCGGGCAGAGGAGGAAAAGGACGCAUUGCCCGACUACGAAACGGACAUGGAACUGGGAGACGACCUUCUCGAAGGCCAAGAGUCCCUUCCUGCUAGCCCUUCAUCUUCCCAAGGACAGAAGAGGAAGAGAUCUGCCUCCUUCCACGAAAGGUCGUUCUUCGAGAAUCUCGAGAAGAUGAGGAAACAUGUUCGAGAAUCCGUUGAGCACGAGAGAAAGCGUCGGAAGGCGAGGGACCAAAGCUUUCAGGGAUGCAUGAAUAAGCUUUACCCAGCGGAUUCUGAGAUCUGGAAGAUUGGCGAUGAGCCAAUUCAAGUUCGAUCGCCGAAGCCUAAGGAAUCACGAUCAGACGAAGAUCUUGGUAACGGUGAUCGUACUUCAUCCCGAGAGUACCUUUGGGAUGAGAAGGAAUUACGAGGAUCGGAAGAUUCUAUCGAUGGUCUUUCAACCAGAGGACUGCCCGACAUGCCUGCCUUUGUCGGCAUGUCUCCCUUUGCUGGCAUGCCCCCUAUGCCGACCUUGCCUCCCUUCCCCACCAUGCCCGCCCUGCCCAACGAUUCGCUGUCCAACAUCGGGCUUAAGAAGUAUCCCAUCACCCGCCCAGCCUCCCUAACCCUGCCCCAGUCCAUGCAAUUCUACCACGCCGUUUCCCUCACAGCUUCCUGCGACCAUAGGCCCUGGAGACCCGAGACCGAGAUCCUGGAAGCCGUCAGCGACAAGCCAUUCAGCGAGUGGGCCGAUAUCACCGGUGUGCGUGAAUUUAUUCACGACGAGUUAUCCCGUUUUGGAUGCUCCAAGGUCACAGUCGAGGCGUGUCGGGUCACGGGGGAGGAGAAUUUUAGGUUGAUGGUUUUCAUGCCAAAGAGAGUUCACCAAUGGAAUCUUUCUCUCUCUCGUUACAGGAUUUCGAAUAGGCUUUCGUUGUGGGGGAUUACUGAUGUUAAGGUUGAGAUCUGGGAGACGGACUUUCAUCUGCAGGUCAUUUGA